AGAAUCUCCUGAGAGAUAUAUAGUGCUUAGUUAUAUAUAGAUAUAGAUAGAGAGUAGUACUCACAUCCGAUCCUAGAUCCUUUGAGUCCUGAUCCUAGUUUGCAUGCCUUUCGUAUUGGUUGUUUGUGUCUGUGCCUGGUUUCUGUUCGUUCUACCAACUCGCGUUAAGUUCAAGGACAUCGUCUAUCGAGGAUUCACCAAAAUGGAGGCGAAUUCACCCACCAACACACCCACAGCCACGGUGGCCACCACAACAUCCACAGCCUCCACUACAGUGGUCACAUCCACGCCUUCGCCGGCUGCCAGCACCAGCAGCAAAAGUCACAGCCAACCCGCCUCUAGUUGCUCCGCAUCCGCUUCCGCCUCCGCUUCUGCUACCGCCUCUGCCGCUGCAACGCCUCCUGGUCAGCAGCUGCUGGCCACCAGCCUGGAGGUGGCCAAGCAGGAGGAUCUGUACAAUCUGUCACUGGCCAGUGGACUGUCCGAGGGCCAGCGAUCGCUUUCGGGCGCUCCGUCGGCUUCCUCCAGUCCUAUAAUGAGUCCGCAGGGCAAGAUCUUUGGAAGGAAUGCGAAUGGAACAAUGAUCACCACAUCGCGACCGGGCAACGAGGCGGAGGUGCAGCUGUACCGGGUGCUCCAGCGAGCCAGCCUGCUGGCCUACUAUGACACACUCCUGGAGAUGGGCGGCGAUGAUGUGCAGCAGCUGUACGAUGCCGGCGAGGAGGAGUUCCUGGAGAUCAUGGCCCUGGUGGGGAUGGCCUCCAAGCCCCUCCAUGUCCGUCGUCUGCAGAAGGCACUGCACGAGUGGGCCAACAAUCCGGGUCUCUUCCAGGGUCCCCCCAUGCCCCACUUAGGUCUUUGCGAGACACCACCCAAACCCGCGUUGAUCUUCAAUCCUGACACCACGCCCGCCUUGCCCCGUAGCCAGAAGUUUCCCUCCUUUAAUCCCACUGGCACUUCCUUUCAGCCCUCGCCGGUUCCGCCACCAGCGGCGACUGCUGUUCCCAGCUCCGCUUCGGUCCCGACUCCUGGCCCUCUGAUCACCCAGAUCAGCUGUCCGGUCCCCAUGCCCUUGGUCCUGCCCUCCACCCCGCUAACCAGCAGCAGCAGUAGUCCCCAUCCGGCGGCCAACAGCAGCAGCCUGCCACCCGUGAGUACUGCCCACCAGGUCUCCUCCAGUUCGCCACAGCUUACGCCCGUGCUGACCGAGAUGCAGAUCCAGAGAAUCACGAUGUGCGCGGAGAAGAUCGGUAGACAGCUGCCGCAGCGAGAGCCGCGGGCGCAAACUACCAGGAAGCGAACCACGCGGGAACUAGAGCAGGUCAUUGCCAUGGGUGAGCACGAUCCGCGGCGCAUGGACGAGAUCCGUAAGUACUCGGCCAUCUAUGGUCGCUUUGACUGCAAGCGACGGCCGGAGAAGCCGCUGACCCUGCACGAGGUGUGCGUCAAUGAAGCAGCCGCCCAGCUCUGCCGGAAUCCCCAGACCAUCUGGCUGCUCACCCGGCGCGAUGAGCUCUUCCCGCUGGCCCGCCAGAUUGUCAAGGAUGCUGGCUUUGGGCACUCGGCUAGCAUUGCCCGUUAUGGUGGCCUGCUCACCCAGCUUCCGUCUCAGGGAGCUAGUGCUGGCGGAGGUGGACGAGGAGCGGGACCAGGGGGCAUCCCGGCCAGCGAUAUGGACUGUGAGUCCAGUGACGCGGGUAUGCCGACCAAGCGGCAGCGACUCUCCUCCACGGAAGCCGCUGGCCAGCUGCCGCUCGACGUGAACAGGGAAGCUGUCGAGGACUCCCGCUACAAUCUGUUUGCCAUGUACCAAAAGUUUGCCAAGCCGCCAUUUGAUUUAACGGAAAUUGCCAAGUUCUCACUUGGCAAGACGGCUGAUUACGAGGACAACGACUCGCGCUUCUCCUUCAGCAACUCCAGUUCCCCGACCAUGCCAACGCCCUGCAAUGGACUGGAAGGUGAACGUUCGCCGGUUGCCCGCCAAUUGGAGAACUCCUCGCCGCCCAGCGAGUCAGUGGAUCUGAGUGGUUCCGGUCCCGCCAUCAGUGGUGUCCAGGUCAUCUCCGCCGCGGGGGAUAACAUCAUAGCCGUGGCGAAUCCCGCUCUAGCACUGAGUCCCACGCUUAACGAGGUCCUAUCGCUCAAGCGGAAUGCAGCCUCACCUGAGGCCUAGCUGGAGGCGUUUUGGUUUCCGGAAGGAUGUUCAUCCUAGUGCCAGAUUUGGACACAUACAAAUCGUUAAAAUUUCAGUGCAAUUCAAUUAGUUUUUUAGAAAAAGAAAAGUAAACAUUGUUUAAGGCAUAUUAAGUUGAUAAUUAGUUUGUAGUCUCUGUGAUCUAUUCUAAAAAUCUGUAAUAAAAGGAUUAUUUAUCGUACAAU
Drosophila kikkawai is the source of this 2379-nucleotide messenger RNA. NCBI's taxonomy places the organism in Eukaryota, Metazoa, Arthropoda, Insecta, Diptera, Drosophilidae. The record is from RefSeq and is a predicted model, not a curated record.